Andrographis paniculata is the source of this 1595-nucleotide messenger RNA. Its product is annotated as BAG family molecular chaperone regulator 7-like. Gene Ontology annotation, cellular component: plasmodesma. NCBI's taxonomy places the organism in Eukaryota, Viridiplantae, Streptophyta, Magnoliopsida, Lamiales, Acanthaceae. Bases 76 to 1257 code for a protein of 393 amino acids. The record is from RefSeq and is a predicted model, not a curated record. The transcript is spliced from 3 exons. Gene Ontology annotation, molecular function: protein binding. Gene Ontology annotation, biological process: protein folding.
UGGAGUCCUCACUCUCACCAUCUCGAAAUCUGCAGGAAUAACUUUCGCUUUUCUGCGAGUUGAAUCUGCAAAAAAAUGGCUCGAUUCAGGAGGUACGAGAUCAUCGAGCAACCCCCUUCCUUCCUCCUCAAAGAGACCUCCAUUUUCGCCCCUCGAAGGUCCAGCCUUCUGCUAAACCCUAGUUUCUCCAUUGUCGAAGACGCCCUGGAACUUCUAACCUCCGCCCCGACGCCGCUGUCUGUUUUCUCCGACGAGUUCAACGCCGUCGCGGAUCUGAUCCAGAUCGACGAGUUCCCAUUCCGCACUUUCUCGACUCGCCGAGUCGGACUCGGUGAGCUCUACUUGGAAGCACUGAGUGACCGAGUUUCGGCUCUCGAGUCUGGUUUCGAGCGCCUGCUGAGAGAGGAGCGGACGAAGAAGAUUGGGGAUCGGAAGUACACGUGGACGGCGGAGAUUAAGAGCCCGGAGAAGGAUCGGAAGUACAAAUGGGAAACGGAGAUAAAAAACGAGAAGAAAUCAGGGUUGGAGAAGAGUUACAAAUGGACGGCCGAGAUUAAGCGCAAAACCAACGGCUACGAUCACUCCCCCGUCGAGCAGACCUACACCUUUAAGGUAACCACCGGCGGCGACAAAUCCGAGGAGAAAGACAAAGACAAAGACGAUAAGAAGAAGAAGAAUAAGAAUAAGGACAAGAAGAACGCUCCUCGCAUCGUCGAGAUCGACGAACCCUCCGAAAAUGGCGGCAUUGUUCUCAGACAGGUAUUCGCGAAGAGGGCCGACAGGAGACGCGGCAAGCGAAAAGAGCUGUCUCCAUCGGAGGCUGCUGUCUUAAUCCAGAGGAGUUUCCGGGCGUAUCUCACCCGGCGGUCGCAGGCGCUCCGGGCCCUUCGUGAGCUCGCCAUUGUGAAGGGGAAGCUGAAGGAGAUCAGGGCCCUCUUCAACAACUUCACUUACCGUCGCCGACUGGUCCGCGACGCCGAGGAGCGGCAGAAAUUCUCGGAGAGGAUCAUAGUCUUGAUUCUCACAGUGGAUGCUGUCGAGGGGGCGGAUAUUAUGGUUAGGGCGGCGAAGAAGUCAAUGGUGGACGAGCUGGAAGCGAUGCUGGACGUGGUGGACCCUCAGCCGCCGGGUUCGAUGAAGAUGAAGAGGAGGACGUUCGACAUGCCGGAUGGUGUGAUCAACAAGGAGCUCGCGGCCGGGGUGGCUCAGGUCGUGCGGAUGCUCGACGAGGACGCUAAUGGCUCGGAAACUUCUUGAAGGUUCUAGAAGAAGACACAGUUUUCUUCUUCUUCUUGAUGGUUGUGUUGUGUUGUGUUGUAGAAUUAUAGAGAGACAGACUAGAGAGUAGCUGGAGGCCUGCCUGUCUUUAAGUCUUAUUAGAUCCUCGUUUAUGUCUUUGGUUUUGUUCAUUUUUCGUUUCAAUUUCUAAUGUGACAUUUGUGUUGAGUUGGGUACGAACCAUGAGACAAUCUGGGUCGGGUCGGGUCUGGGAGGUUUGCGUAUGGGUACGCCUGUUCUUGUAUUGUCUUCUCUAUGGAAUCUAUCACGGCAUGUUUGGCCGCGGUUAUUGUUAUAAUAAUUUUAAAUUCAGAGCA